This is a messenger RNA of Ilyonectria robusta, 1017 nucleotides long. Its product is annotated as S-adenosyl-L-methionine-dependent methyltransferase. The transcript is spliced from 2 exons. The record is from RefSeq and is a predicted model, not a curated record. Lineage: Eukaryota; Fungi; Ascomycota; Sordariomycetes; Hypocreales; Nectriaceae. Gene Ontology annotation, molecular function: methyltransferase activity. The coding region runs from base 1 to 1017 and encodes 338 amino acids.
AUGCUCGCCCCGACGCAUUGGGAGAACACUGACGGUGCCGAAGACACCGGCGAUACCGACUCAUCUCUCGGCGACAGCGCCGCAAGCUCGACCGCCUCAGUAAGCUCCAGCAUUCUUGAGUAUCGAAUCAUCAACGGCCGCACGUAUCACGCCGAGCGCGGCGACGCUCAAUACUGGGCCUCCAACGACGCCCAGGCCAACGAGUCGCUCGACGUCAUCCACCACACCUCUACACUUGUCCUCGACGGCAAAUUAUAUCUUGCACCGCUGAACAAGGAGAGGCUCACUAAAGUCCUCGAUGUUGGAACUGGCACCGGAAUUUGGGCCAUAGACUUCGGCGACGAAUUCCCCGAGGUCGAGGUAGUGGGCACCGAUGUCUCGCCGAUCCAGCCAUCCUGGGUUCCGCCGAACGUCAAGUUUGAGAUUGAAGACUUUACGUUGGACUGGACAUUCGCAGAUGACUCGGUCGACUAUGUGCAUAUGCGGUUCCUGUACGGGAGUGUGCCCGAUUGGAACAGCCUAUUCAAGAAGGCAUAUCAGGUGUGCAAGCCGGGAGGUUGGAUUGAGAGCCACGAGGGCGACCCAAUGGGCUAUAGCGACGACGACACUCUCAAGGACGGUACCGCUCUGGCAGAGUGGGGAAAAUUCUUCCACGAGGGCGGUAAGAAGCUGGGACGUAUCUUCACGCCAUUGCCCGGAAAUCUACAGGAGAAGGGGCUACAGGAAGCCGGGUUUAUUGAUAUCCAGUCCAAGACGUCCAAAGUGCCGGUAGGAGACUGGCCCAAGGACGAGAAAUUGAAGGAAAUAGGGAGAUUCACACAGCUGAGCAUAGAGACGGAUGUGGAAGGUCACAUAUCCUUUAUGGCAAAUCUCCUCGACGGCUGGACCCAUGAACAGGUGGUACUGUAUUGCAUCCAGCUGCGGCGCGAGCUGAAGAACAAGAACAUACACGCCUACUACCACCAGCGUGUUGUAUGGGGUAGGAAGCCCGAGGUCACGCCAACCUCAUCGGAAUAA